This is a messenger RNA of Carica papaya (papaya), 664 nucleotides long. The record is from RefSeq and is a predicted model, not a curated record. Lineage: Eukaryota; Viridiplantae; Streptophyta; Magnoliopsida; Brassicales; Caricaceae.
UGUUCUUCCAGAGUAUCGGGAGCCUGUGAAAAUAUAAAUAUUUUUUGUAGCUGUGGUGAUUCAGAGUCUCAGUCAUGCCUAUACGAGGAAUCUCUUCCUGGCUUGAAAAGUGUCCCUGGUUUGAAAAGAAAGCUGCCAGCUCUUGAAGAUGAUGAGAUGGAGUUUUCUGAAACCAUUAAUUCCCCACUGAAUUCAAAAAGAAGUAGGGUGCUUAUUCACAAAGCAGGUAACUGCGGAGAGAAUCCACCUGAUAACCUUGCUGAAGAUUGCAUGGAAAUCGUUAAGAAUGGUAGUCCCUUGUGCUCUUCCAAAUCCCCAUGUGCAGUUGAAGGCUGUCUGUCCAAGGGCUUUGCUGGAUUAUUCUUUACCCGCUCCUAUUUGCAAUUUGGCUGAGAAAGAAGAGUUCCUUGUACCUAAAGCUCCCACCGGAGUUGCAAAUAUAGAAAGAGAGAAUCCCUUGUGAGUCUAAGAUUUGUUGCUUGCUCCAAUGCCCCCACAAUUUUUAAUAUUUGUGGGUAUUUGAAGAAAAAAAAAUUUCAAUGUUUGUGGGAAUACCUUAUCUUUGUGGGACAUUCAUGGAACCAUGGUUAAUGCCUGAACUGUCAUUGUUGUAUUCUGUUUGGACUUUUUAAGUUAAUAAAAAGAAAUAUGAUUUAAGUUUGUU